Molecule: messenger RNA, 1255 nt
Organism: Striga asiatica
Lineage: Eukaryota; Viridiplantae; Streptophyta; Magnoliopsida; Lamiales; Orobanchaceae
Source: the annotation of a GenBank genome assembly
UACUAAUCCAACUAUUUCGAAAUAAAAAUACCAUUAAAAAAAAAAGGAUAAUUUUUGCAAUUCAUUAUUAACUUUUCUUGUGCCAAUCAAUAAAUUUCCAUUUUCUUCUUUUCUCCUUUAGAGGUAUAGUAUAAGAUUACUAAAGAAGAAGCCAAAAAAAUAACAAAAAGAAGGAUGGAUCAAGAUGGUAAAGUUUCGAGCAAUUACAACCAAAGUGAAGAGGAAUUAAAUAUGGAGCUUAGAAGAGGGCCAUGGACGGUCGAUGAGGAUUUUACACUCAUCAACUAUGUUGCUCACCAUGGCGAAGGCCGUUGGAAUUCUCUUGCUCGUUCUGCCGGGCUAAAGAGAACCGGGAAGAGCUGUCGAUUGAGAUGGCUGAACUACUUGCGUCCUGACGUCCGCCGAGGGAAUAUCACUCUCGAGGAACAACUCCUCAUUCUCGAACUCCACUCUCGUUGGGGAAAUAGGUGGUCGAAAAUAGCCCAACACUUGCCAGGCAGGACAGACAACGAAAUAAAAAACUACUGGCGCACGCGCGUGCAAAAGCACGCGAAGCAACUCAAAUGUGACGUCAACAGCAAGCAAUUCAAGGACACUAUGCGCUACCUCUGGAUGCCCCGACUCGUGGAGCGCAUCCAAGCCGCCAACUCAAACCAAAGCUGCACAAACCGCGAAUUGGGCCCGGCCCAAUUACUCCAGCCCCAGCAGCCCAUCAUCGGCAGCGGGCUGGCCCACACCUGCACAUACACACCUGAUAACUCAAGCGCAGCUCCCUCUUCGGACUCGUUUGGGUCGCCGGACUUAACUGACUGCUACAACAAUUAUCCGGUCAACAAGAGUUAUCAUGGCGGCAACAUGAUUAAUCAGGAUUAUGAUUAUUACUAUAAUACUAAUUAUCAGUCUAGCUUCACGAGCCCGGCGGGCUUUUUCAGCCAGGGGAUGGAUUUUGUCAACCAAAACGGGCCGUGGGCCGACGUUGGAGAUGGGCCUGACGGGCUGUGGAAUUCCGAUGACUUGUUGUUCUUGCAGCAACAGCUCAAUGGAGAUUAGAACCCUAGCAAAAAUUACAUAUUAGUCCAAUGCUUUUGUUUUUACAGGUUAAUAUUUUCAUUUAGAGGACAUAAUUUGAAAGUAAUUACUCUAGUGAUUAUUGUGUCAUGCAUACGUAUUGAUUGUUUUGUAUGGUUUGGUAGUUUAUAAUUUGUUGUGGGAUUAGUGGAAAAUUGUAUCUUGAUCAUAAAUAAGGAAUUAAUUG